This is a messenger RNA of Ilex paraguariensis (yerba mate), 1804 nucleotides long. NCBI's taxonomy places the organism in Eukaryota, Viridiplantae, Streptophyta, Magnoliopsida, Aquifoliales, Aquifoliaceae. The record is from the annotation of a GenBank genome assembly.
CAACCCCACUCCUUUUGUCUGGUCUGAGGAGAGAGAGGGAAGAAAAUGGAGGGAGAAACUCCGGAGCCAUCUCCUCUAAGUGUACCUCUGAUUCAUAUCUCCGAAGAAGAUGAAAAUGGAUUUGACAGAAAUAAGAACAUAACUGAAAAAGGUAUUCAAAGGAAGGAGGUUGUGGAGGAAGUAAAGACGCAGCUAUGGCUAGCAGGGCCACUCAUCAGUGUGGGUAUAUUGCAGUUCUGUAUACAGCUGAUCUCUGUGAUGUUUGUGGGCCAUCUUGGAGAGUUGGCUCUCUCUGGAGCUUCAAUGGCCACCUCCUUCGCUACUGUCACAGGUUUCAGCUUGUUGAUGGGAAUGGCAAGUGCAUUGGACACGUUUUGCGGUCAAUCCUAUGGAGCAAAGCAGUACUGUAUGCUUGGCAUACACAUGCAGAGGGCAAUGUUUAUUCUUCUGCUAGUAAGCAUACCUCUUGCAAUCAUCUCAGCAAACACUAGUGUCAUUCUGAAAACCUUGGGCCAAAAUCCCGAAAUAUCAGAAGAAGCAGGUCUUUAUGCCCGUUACAUGAUUCCGUGCCUUUCUGCUUAUGGACUUCUUCAGUGUCUCAAUAGAUUCUUACAAACCCAAAACAAUGUCUAUCCAAUGAUGCUAAUCUCUGGAGUCACCACUUUACUCCACCUCCUUGUAUGUUGGAUCCUGGUGUUCAAGUCCGGCCUUGGCAGCAGAGGAGCUGCCUUGGCUAAUUCUAUAUCAUAUUGGAUAAAUGUGGUGUUGUUGGCACUCUAUGUCAGAUACUCUUCUUCGUGUUCAGAAACUUGGGCCGGAUUUUCAAAGGAAGCAUUGCAUGAUAUUGUCACUUUCAUCAAACUUGCAAUCCCUUCAGCUGUUAUGGUCUGUUUGGAAAUGUGGUCUUUUGAGAUGAUGGUUCUACUUUCUGGUCUUCUUCCUAAUCCAGAGAUGGAGACCUCAGUGCUUUCAAUCAGCCUUAAUACAGCUGCAACUGUUUGGAUGAUCCCCUCUGGGCUCAGUGCGGCUGUAAGCACUCGGGUCUCAAAUGAAUUGGGGGCUGGACAUCCAAAAACUGCACGAUUGGCAGUUUGUGUCGUCUUAUGCAUGACCAUCACUGAGGGCAUUUUGGUUGGACUAGUUCUAAUAUUGAUCCGUAACAUCUUGGGAUACGCUUACAGCAAUGAAGUGGAAGUCGUGAGAUAUGUAGCAAUAAUGUUGCCAAUUCUAGCAGCAUCAAACUUUAUGGAUGGACUCCAGGCUGUUCUUUCAGGCAGUGUUAGAGGAUGUGGAAAGCAGAAGAUUGGAGCAUUUAUCAAUCUUGGAUCAUAUUAUCUAGUCGGCAUUCCUUGUGCUAUUUUAUUUGGUUUUGUUUUACACAUUGGAGGAAAGGGCCUCUGGCUGGGGAUUAUCUGUGCACUCUUUGUUCAAGUAGUAUCUCUUCUUACCAUCACAAUACGAACUAAUUGGGAACUCGAAGCAAAGAUGGCUCAAGAGAAUGCCUCCAACUCUGCAAUCCCUGUGGAUGCAGUGUCAUGACGCGACAACCACUCAGUGGAGACACUUGACCCUUAAUAAAGGAGGAAGAAUAGUGUUGUUGGGGACCGAAAAUUUUGAAAUGCCUAUGAGUCAUUGUAAUUCAGGAUUGUGGCCCUUCUACAGAGAGCGGUUUACAUGCUCAACUCUUUUACUCACAUUAUACAGUUUUACUUCAAUUCAUAAGUGGCCGUGGUGCCAGUUCAUGUUGAGAAUGGAAGGGGUUGACAGAGGUGGCCUACUUGUAGGUUUAAUAUUAUUAGUGAAG